AUGUUUGGGGCUGGCCGGUUUGAGCGGCUUGCGCAGGCAACAAGUACCGUCAGAGAGCACUCGGGGACUCAGUUGACAGGAGGGACGGUUAUGAAUUUUGCUGGCGAGAUUGAUGUCAACUGCCUCAAGCUGCAAACUCCCUUUUAUGACCGCAUCGGUCUCUAUCUGCAUCCAUAUGCGAGUUUGAUCAACCACAGCUGCGAUUACAACUCCGCUAUCGGGUUUGACACCCAGGAACUCUAUGUGAAGGCCACCCGGCCAAUCAAAAAGGGCCAGCAAAUUUUCAUCUCCUACAUCGACGCCACAACGCCACGUUACGUCCGACGCAAAGAACUGAAAGAACUCUACUUCUUUGACUGUCACUGCCGAAAGUGCAUCCAGGGAGUUGACACUCUCGAGGAUCGAUUUUUGUCCCCGCCGAGUGACAAGGCAACCAUCAUUACAGCAAGUCAGGAAGCCCUAGAACUCAGGCGGAUUACCCUUGCACCCGGCACCAACCCAGCAGACAGAAUCCAAAAAUUAGAAGCCGCCAUGCGCAGACUCCGCGCGACUGGUGUAUGGCCUCUCACCCGGCAGCCAUAUCCCUCUUUGCGUGACGACCUUAUCGUCCACGCACGGGAAGGUAACAGAUUAUACCUGGCAUUCAUUCACGCUGCUAUCCGGGUUGUGCGGAUCGAUCCUCAGAUGUACGAGAGGACUGAUCCCAUCCGGCUGCUGCAUAUAUGGACCUUGGCUGAAAUAAUAAGGAAGUUUUCAGAGCAUGUGGAGAGCACCCUAUCGGAUCCUAAAGACCCUGUCCGGGUGCGUGACUGGGAUAUCAACUUCUCCCUCAUCAUGUGGGAAAUACUGGCUAAUAUCAUCGGCGUUGAGUCGAUGAGCCCCACUGUGCCAACUUUCAGGAGGGUUGUUGAACUCCAUCUUGCUGUUCAUCAUGAUGCGUACAAGGCCAACGGUUUUGAUCUCACCGAGAAUAGACCUAUUCUCGCCUUUGAGUGGAGCAAGCUUGAGGGUCUUGUCGACAAGGCUCUGGAAAAAGAGUAA
This is a messenger RNA of Penicillium bovifimosum, 1041 nucleotides long. Its product is annotated as SET domain-containing protein. The record is from RefSeq and is a predicted model, not a curated record. Gene Ontology annotation, molecular function: protein binding. Lineage: Eukaryota; Fungi; Ascomycota; Eurotiomycetes; Eurotiales; Aspergillaceae. Bases 1 to 1041 code for a protein of 346 amino acids. Gene Ontology annotation, cellular component: nucleus. The transcript is spliced from 2 exons.